AAUAAAUAAAAAGACAUCAAGCUCUUAAAAAAGAGACAAGAAUUUAUAUCUUGUUUCCUAUCAGUAAGGCAGAUCAUAUACAGUGUCAAACACGUUGUCUUUAUAUAUGAAUAAGAGCAGUGGUCAAAGAUUAACUCAUCAGUGGUCAUUACGGCCAAAUGUCCAAUCAAGAGGUAGCUCUGCAUUAUUGGCGGUCAGUUUCAAACUGUAAGGUAUUACAUUGAAUCCUUGAAGAGAUGGAUUACAGUCUGUUUUGUCGGUUAGCAAACAGGUUUGCAAACAAGUUGCCUUCAUGGGCCCUACAGGAGCUUACUGCCCCAGCCAUUGAUGAGCAUUCACCCAUCCAUCUAUUCCCCCAUUGACUCAGACUCCUGAGAAGUCUCACAAUUGCAACUUGGUGCACUCCAAGUAUUCCUCUCUGUAUAUUUGGAUUCAAGGAUGGACCAAGACUGGAUGUAAACCUUCAUUUUCUUCGGUUUGAGCUGGGUAAAUACUUGAGAAUAAUUCUUUUCUUAGAGGAUGGUCUGUUUUUAAGCACUGUUUGCUGAUUGGUUGAAUAAAGCAAGGAAUUUAGAGGAGCUUUUGAACUGGUGUUGAGUUCUUGAUUGAGCAGUAGGCUACUGAGUUGACAGGACUAUAUACUUAGGAUUUAAACAUCUUGGAAACUUGACUUUGGAGGAAGAAAAUAAGGCCAUCCAGCAAAUGAUUCAAGAAAUUGUUAACCAGUAAUCGGAUCAAAAUAAAUCUGAUCUGAUGAAAGAUUAAAAUAGAAGAGCUAAAGAGCCAGGAGGAUUGAAAUAAGAUGAAUACUUCAGAAGAAAGUGGAGAAUGGAUUAAUCCAGAUGAACAGAAUGACAGAAGUUUAGAAUAUGAAGAACAAGAGGAAACAGAAGAAGAACAUGAAACCAGCUCUGAGAUCGAGGAAGAGUUUUCAAGCGAAGAGGAGGAGGAAGAAGAGAUGGGAAAUGUAGAAGAGAACUACAGAUCGGAAUCAUCUCCUCAUAUGCACAUAGUCAAUGGUCACGGGAACCAUAAUGGAAAUGACAAUGAUGGUGAUGAUGAUGAUGACCAAGAUGAUGACGAGGAUGAUGCCAGUGAAGAAGAUGAUGGAGAUAUUGGCAUAAAAGAUGAACAUCUUAGCAAACAAGUACCACAGAACUUCAACCCACAGAACAGCAUCCAAGGAGGCAACCCCAAGAUGACCUCAUCACCAAGGGAACAUCACUUCAUGGUUACCAGGCAACGGGAUGCAGUCCCAGUGCAACAUCAGAAUGGACAUAUGGUUGCUAGGGAGGAUGAUGGUGAUGAGGAAGAGGAGAUGGAGGAGGAGAUAGAGCCUGGUAUUAUUGGCCCUCUUCAUAUAGACCAUGUAGACUUUAUCUUGGAUAGCAUAGAUGCAGAGCUUAGUGAUCUCAUCACAAAGAGUGCCAGAGGUUCACCAGAAGAGAGGAAGAGAAAGAAGAAGGAACAUACAAACAAGAAAACAAGCUCCACAAAUGAAUCAGAGGGCGCUAAUCAGACUGGACCUCAAUCAGCUAAUACCACCAUUGACAACACCCUACCUCAUGAUCAUCAGCUACAACCCAAUGGAAGAUACAGGAUGCUACCAGUCAACAAAAAGACCAAGAAGACAGGAAAAGGGAGAAUGAAGACCAGAAGUCAACCAUCUUUAACAACCUAUCCAAAACUAAGGAUCAAUGAUUACAGCAUAGAUGAUUCUGUUGGAACUAACAGUGAUGCAGAUUCAAUCACAGCUGAGGAGGUUAGGAGAAGGGUUGUCCAAUCUCUCCAUCAACAAGAAAAAUCUAGUAGCAGUUCCUUGCCACCCCACCAUCAACUCACUUGUAGCCAAGAGUAUCAUUUAGCUACCACCCCAGCCACUAACCACUUGAGCAACAUUAAUAGUAGUCACUCACAAAGUCCACCAUCAACUGCUGACAAUAGUCCAAACGCUAAGACAUCUGAAAUGAACAAUAAUGAGGUUACGGCAAAGAAAAAAAUAACAGAAGUGCAAAAGAGUCGGACUAAUACCGGUGGGAAAACUCAAGAAGGGAGAAAGAAGAGAAGUAGUGUGUCAAGUAACUCCAGUAAGCAAUCAAACCAAAAGGUUUCAACUAAAAAAACAGGGACAUUGACACCACAGCAAGUGAGUGAUGAUUCUGGCGGUCUUGGUUCCAAGGGAGAUGCUAGUAAUCAUAUACUGAGGUUAAGAGACAUCUUGAACCACUGUGGUGAUGUUGGUGAGGAGUCUGAGAAGGCAUCCCUAGCAACAGAAUACCUGGUCUCACAACCAACUGGGUUACGAGGCAUCAGUGACCUGGAGUCUGUAGCAACAGAAGACUUUGAAUCUGCCUUCCAAAGGUUUGCCAUACCAGAGUCAGCAAGGAGUCAUCGAGGUAAGAAACAAGGGAAGUCAAAGCAAGGAAAGAACCAAAAGCAAGCUAUAGAAUCAGCAACGGAACAACUUCAGAGAGUGAAGAAAAGUGCAGAGGAGAAAAAGAUGAAGAGGACUGUUUCGGCGCCCCCUAUUGAUCCGAGUGGCCUGCCGGAGUAUAUGUACAUGCACAAAGAAGUGUCAGAGAAUGAUGUUGGGGCAGAUUCAAUGAUAACUGAGGAUUAUGAGGCUCACUUUCUAGCUAUACCUCUCAAGAAUAUCCAGACAGAGCACCCAGGAGUUACUCCCAAGAAAAGCCCGUCCCGAUCUCGUAGGAAAGGCAGCUCCAAAGUUCGGCAAGUGCAGCCCCAGAGUGAUCCUGAAUCCGUCCAGACAGAAGAUUAUGAGAAGAAGUUCCGUUCAAUUAUGGUCAGACGUCUGGCAGGAGUACCGCUCAGUAGUUUUGACUCAGUGACCAUUCAGAGUGACCUUGAUUCAGUCAAAUCAAUGGACAUCAAGAAGAAAUUCAGGAAAGCAAUGCACAAACAUGAAAUUUCAGGUACUUCCAGCAUAGAAGAGGAAGAGAUACCCGGGUCAAAGGUUGCACCAAAGUCACAGAGGUCCAAGGGUAGUCGAUCAAGCAGUCUUCAAAGUCAUUCUUCAGAGUCACUUAAAAUGAAAGCAACAAGACAACAAACCAAGAAAGGUAAUCCUCAGGUAUCAACAGGCCCACAACCUGGCAUGCAUCCACACCAUCCCACAAUGCAUCUGACUUCCCCUGCUAUGCACCAUUCCAGUAUGCCAAACCUUUCUACUACAGUAUUGCCAGGACACAGCCAUCCCUCAAUACACCAUCAGACUUAUGCACCACCCCAAUCAAGAGACAAGUGGAAGAGUCCACCUAGGAUCAGCCACUUAGAAAGUCAGUCCAGUCCAUUGAGAAUAAGGUAUGUGGUAACUUUGAAUUCAUGCUUGAAGUUGUCAAACAAGGUAUUUGACACCAAUAUUUGGGUUGUUAUGUAGGUUUUCACAGUUUCAAUAAGAUUAUUCAAUUUUGUUCAAAAAGAUGCAUCCAAACAUAUUUGUAAAUUGAACAGAAUUUUUCUCAUUUCUUUUUCAUAUUUGAAUUUGACCUUUUCCCAACUUAGAUCUGGUACUAAAAUGUUUCAAAGUUUUGAUUGCUGAUGCAGUGUUUGUUGGUAUUAACUAGGAAAGUCUACAUUAAUGAACCAAAGAAUUAAUCCAAAUUAUCAUUAUCAUAGUUUAACAAAAAAUAAAAUAUUAGCACUUUUAAUUUGAAGUAAAAAUGAAAUACACAUGGAAACAGCACAUUUAGAUCAUUUUGAUGUUAGUCUAAUAUUCUUUUGUUUGUCUAAGUUUAUUUGAAAAAAAAAGUUGACACCUUUCUCAAGUUGUGAAUUAGCUGAUGUGGGCGAGCCAAGGACAAUUCCUUCUCAUGAAGUAUUCAUUUUGUGAAACAUAAGACGUAUAAGUCGUCAUUUGCUUUAAAGCAGAAUAUUCAAGAUCGUAAAUCCUACUUUAAGUCUCUAUUCCUGACACCUGCAGUAUUUCCAUAGUCUCAAGUUACAUUGACAUUUUGGAUGUUGGUGUACCACGGAUGUACAUAUUUGAAUGGGUCAGUAACUUGAGAGUAGCUAGACUAGAUUUAAUGCACUUACAGAUCUCUUUUAGGUCAUUCUGCCUUCGGAACACCUCUAAAAGCACAUCCGAGUCUGCUGAAAAUGUGCACAGCGUUGAAUACACUGAUUACAUUAAUGAUUAGAAAGGCUAGAUCUGCAGAAAUUGUUUGUUUUAUAUAUUAAUCUCAUUCAACCUAUUGAAAUUUUUAUGAAAUAAUGUCAAGAUUUUGUUUAUUCACUUAUUGUUAAUCAUUAUAAGAACAUUAGAAAUAGUAAUUGAUUAUGAUAAUAUGAAAAAUGUAAAAGCAAAAGUUAAGAAAAAAUAUAAAUCUACUGAAUUUGAAUUUGAAUGAAUGAUGUAGUUUACGUAACCAAUAAACUUACCUGCUAAAUUUUGCUUAUGUCAAUUAUUGCAAUGAUUUGUCUUCAAAAUUAUGAAACGUGUAUGUCACUUCUGCCAUAAUUUCAUUUGAAUAAUACUUAUGCAUAUACAUUGAUUUUAAAAUUUAUUUUCUUGUUAAGCUUG
Messenger RNA from Lytechinus variegatus (green sea urchin), 4540 nucleotides. Its product is annotated as dentin matrix acidic phosphoprotein 1-like. The record is from RefSeq and is a predicted model, not a curated record. Bases 803 to 3397 code for a protein of 864 amino acids. The transcript is spliced from 10 exons. NCBI's taxonomy places the organism in Eukaryota, Metazoa, Echinodermata, Echinoidea, Temnopleuroida, Toxopneustidae.